AUGGCCUCAGCCAGCACGGCGUCCAAGCCGAUCCAGAAGAUCCUGGACUCAACCCGAGUUGCUUCGUUGAAGAAAUUCGUACGACACCCGCCCAUUGACUCGACAAAGCCGAUCCAAGGAAAGAUUCGCGAGUCGAGCUCGAAUGCAUUCAAGGAACAUUUGAAGCGUGAGAGCGUGCGCUUGCAAAAGGCACUGAACUCGCUCACACACGGAAAGCACAUCUUCGUCUACCACAAUGUUCAGACGAAGCAGGUUGUGUACUCUUUGACUCGGUACUUGGAGGAGAACAACGUUCUGCGCCAAAUGGUCUACCACGGCAAGAAGACUGUCCCUGCCGAGCUCCGCCGGGAUAUGUGGACUCCAUACUACUCCGUGCACUUCGGUGAUGCUCGCCUCGGCCUCCGCGCCUACCAAUUGCUCCGUGAAUUCUCGCUGCGCCGACAAAUGUCUCCUCCCCCCGAGAUGAUCACAGUCACCGAGGAGUUCCUGGCCUCCAGACGGCCAAAGGACCCCUCCGACGCGGAGGAAUUCGACAGGCUGAACAAGAAGAGGAUCGGUCACCCAAUGGAGAAGAAGGAGCGUGCGCGAGUCCUCAUGGACCAGAAGGCGACCUCUGUUGCCGAUAUCGCGGCAGUCCUUGAGAUCCAGGAGAACGAGAUCGAGAACGGCAUCUUGGACAAGGAACAAUGGCGCCAGAAGCACUUCCGCAGCCAGAGAAGGCGUCAGCGUGAGGCUAUGGCCCAGGAGGCCGAGCGUGCUGAGCAGAACCAGGCCCGCAUUGAGGCCUUGGAGCAGCAGCUGAGUGAGCGCGAGGGUGUGGAAGUCAAGAUUGGCGAGAUCGGUGAUUAUCCCAAGACACCCGGUGAUGUCAAGAUUCUCUGGCGCGACGUGCACGAUGCCAACUAUGCUGCUUCAUGGCCUACUAAGGUUCAGCAUGGCGAGCUGGAGAUUAAGCGUGACAACAUCAUCGGCGGAGAGCGCACUGAUUUCUCUCUAGAGGUCUAA
Molecule: messenger RNA, 1005 nt
Organism: Penicillium cataractarum
Lineage: Eukaryota; Fungi; Ascomycota; Eurotiomycetes; Eurotiales; Aspergillaceae
Product: mitochondrial 54S ribosomal protein mL67
Exons: 2
Coding region: 1-1005 (334 amino acids)
Biological process (GO): positive regulation of mitochondrial DNA replication; DNA recombination
Cellular component (GO): nucleus; mitochondrial large ribosomal subunit
Molecular function (GO): single-stranded DNA binding; structural constituent of ribosome; DNA strand exchange activity
Source: RefSeq, a predicted model, not a curated record